AUGUUGUUUCGAUUUUUCCUAACGGUGCUUUUAUUUCUUGCUAUAUCUGCGGUUGAUCCAUUUGAAAAAUUUGCUGAAGCAACUACACGGCAUACAAAUAACUGGGCUAUUCUAGUGGAUACAUCACGAUUUUGGUUUAACUAUCGUCAUGUUGCUAAUGUACUUUCCAUUUAUCGCAGUGUGAAACGACUCGGAAUACCCGAUUCGAACAUUAUUCUGAUGUUAGCUGAUGAUAUGGCAUGCAACGCUCGAAACCCACGGCCUGCUGAAAUUUUCAAUAACGUCGCGGAACAAAUCAAUGUCUACGGUGACGACGUAGAAGUGGACUAUCGUGGCUAUGAUGUUACUGUCGAGAAUUUCGUUCGUGUUUUAACAAAUCGUUUGCCUGAAGUUACGCCUGUGUCUAAGCGUCUUCUCUCCGAUGAAAGUUCAAACAUAUUUAUCUACAUGACUGGCCAUGGUGGAGAUGGUUUUCUUAAGUUUCAAGACAACGAGGAAAUAUCGGCUGUUGAAUUAGCUGAUGUUUUCGAGCAAAUGUGGCGUAAGAAACGCUAUCAUGAGCUGUUCUUCGUUGUCGAUACGUGUCAAGCUGCAACCUUAUUCGAAAAAUUCUACUCACCGAAUAUCUUAGCUGUUGGUUCAUCGAAUCGUGGUGAAGAUUCGCUCUCGCACCAUGUCGAUCCUAAAAUCGGCGUUUAUGUUAUUGAUCGUUUCACAUACUAUGCACUUGAAUUUCUAGAAAAAUUGAAGCAAGAUUCGCAAAAGACAAUCAACGACUUCUUCCAUUGUUGUCCCAAACAUUUGUGCAUAUCGGAAGUGACAUGGCGAACGGAUUUAUUUACGAAACGUGAUUAUCGCAAAACAUUAUUAACCGAUUUCAUCGGAAAUGUCCGACGAACAGAUAUUGUUAUGAUAGAUAAACAAUUUUCGGAUAAUAUUCUUACAAAUUCCACGCGAGAAGCAAUUGUAGAUAAAGAAGAACAAUCCAAGCAACAGCAAUUUACUUACAUUUCACAAAUGCCAAUCUUGGACUAA
This is a messenger RNA of Adineta ricciae, 1035 nucleotides long. The record is from the annotation of a GenBank genome assembly. Lineage: Eukaryota; Metazoa; Rotifera; Eurotatoria; Adinetida; Adinetidae.